Spirodela intermedia is the source of this 87-nucleotide messenger RNA. NCBI's taxonomy places the organism in Eukaryota, Viridiplantae, Streptophyta, Magnoliopsida, Alismatales, Araceae. The record is from the annotation of a GenBank genome assembly.
AUGAUAAGACUGUCCUCUAUUUAUUGGGUAGGAAAUGCAGAAAUCAAUGAAAGAAGCCUUGUCGAGUGGCAAGCUAAAAGCACAUGA